Messenger RNA from Prorocentrum cordatum, 3009 nucleotides. Lineage: Eukaryota; Dinophyceae; Prorocentrales; Prorocentraceae. The record is from the annotation of a GenBank genome assembly.
AUGAAGCCUGCGCCGGGCAAGGAUGUCACCCGGCAGCUGUGGGAGAACUACCUGAAAGAUGGCUUCGUGACUUCUGGAGAACCCCUCCUGGCUUCACAGCCUGAAGAGCUCCAAGUUCGCCCUGAGCCUCCACUGCCGGCCCCGACUGCCCAUGCUCCGCAUUCUCUGGGGUACAUCAAGGGGCAGGCUCGCAGCCUCACGCUCUUGGCCCUCCUGCACUACUGCUACUCCAAGAAUAUUGACUUGAAGGAGGUGCACCCGCUCCUCUGGCAGUCCGUGUGCAGGAUUUACGUCCUGAAGGUCACCUACAGUACGAAGGCAGACGAGGCGUUGGCCAAUAUGAAACUCAGUGCGAGGGGGAGCAUUCGCCGAGCUAACAACCUAGUGGUGACUGUGGUGAUGCUUCACAACCUCUCCAAGCAGGGCUUCGGGGACCUGCAGUCCUUUGCGCGCAGGUGGAAUGCCAUGACCACCAAGCAGCACCAGCUGGUGGGCAAGCGUGCUGUCGCCCUCAAGCUUCUGUUUGAAGUGGCGCCCCGUGCUGGCCUCGAGAGCAUCCUCGAACAUGUGGGAUCGAUGGGCUGGGGCUCCUGUGUGUGGACUGAAGACGUCCUCGCUUCAAAAAAAAUCUACCCGAACCACCAGUUUGCAAGCAAGUCAAAAAAGUGGACUGCCCGUGUCAAGACAAGCGAAGAAUCCUUCUUGCUCAUGGUGGAGCGUGCGCAGAAUUCGUAUGAGAUGAGCAACCCCAACCUCAGGUGGAAGUUGACCCCUGCGAACGCAGAAGCCUUGGCAGAACGCGCGUCUGCGUGUCUUGCCAUGGCAGCCGAGCUACAGCUCCAAGUGCCAAUCCCGGAGCAGAAGAUCAAGGACGCCUUCAUCGAGCAGUGGCGCAUGGGCUCGGAGCACGUGGACUUCGAGCUCCAGGCGGCCCUCAUGGACAAGAGCGAUACUUUCGACGUUGCCAUGCACAUGCCGACGCUCAAGAAGUUGGUUGAUGAACAUGUCUUCUCCACCCCAGUCAGCCUGGCCACAGACGCCCAGCAGGCACUGGACUCCGAUCAAUUCCACCUCUUGAUCAAGCAGUUGGAGUAUGACACGACUUGCUACGAGAAUUGGAUGAAAAAAUGUUCUGGUGUAGUGUGCGCCCGGUACCAUCGGGAGCAGGAGUUCAGGCUGGAGGUGAAGAACAAGUGCGCACAGGCUGCGCAGACCUUCUUGGGCUCGUGUGUGAAGCUGGUUGUGUGGUCAAAAAAGGUGGAGGAUGUGGUGGCAGACGUGAUCGCCUUCAAGCGGGAGGUGAUUAUGAAGAAGGUGGGCGUGAACCCAGGUGAUGUGCCAGUGAUGUCGUUGCUCAACUGGGCUGCCCCGUGUGCCCUGAGCCAGGACAUCCAGGAUAAGCAGGCUACUGUUGUGAACUGGAGCCUCCAUGAGAAUGCGUCCAACUGCACAGCAGUAAUCCUGCCCGUCUUCACCUAUGCGCGAGGCAAGCUCUACUUAGAAGAAAUCAAGGCGCUGCAGUCUCUCGCGUCUGGGGGGCACAACGUGGACUUUCCGUUCUCGAUGGUGUUCAGCAGCCAGUGCGACCCACGCGACUUGCGCCCAAUGGUGUAUGGAGGUCGCUUGGCUUUCCCAGCAGCAGCGACGGACCUUCAGAAGAAUCCAUUCUUCAGCAGCUCUCUCAGGGUGGAUCGUCGGACCAAGGAGGUGCAACAGCUCCCGGGGAAGAAGAUGAAGGUGGUGGAGGACUUGUCUGCAGACUCGUUGCCACCAUCCACAGAUGGUCGGGACUCCUAUGUCCACGGAGCGUCCAAGUUUCAGCAGGUGGGUGUGGAGGCCAGCGUUGCCCUCCUGCAGAGUUUGACAGACGGCGCCAACCUGGAGGGCAUCAAGGCAGUCUUGAUCCUGGACUUGAAUGUUCGUACCGGGGACUUCCUCGAAGCGUUUGUCUCGCACAGGAAGCAAUUCAAUGCUCCCUUCUUCUUCUUUGGAUGUUGCGCCAACCAGGUGGAGAUGGAUUGGGUGCUCCACACGGUGCAGGAGUCCAUUGAGACUGGAUUGCUUGCAGGCAAGGUGGAGAUCCCAGGCUUCACGCAGCCAAGCACCAAGGUCAGCGAUGACUUGCUCGAGCCAUUCCCCCAGCAGCCGCGCCUCAACAAGCUCAUCAUCGGGGGGGCGGACAAGGAUCGCUUGCUCCUUCCAGCGAGCAUCGUGAAGCAGUGGCAAUUCGACCCCACUUUCGGUCCAGAGUUCGUGGAUUGGCUCAACAAAUGGACUCUGAAAUAUGCAGUUGUUGAUGAGGUGCAGGAGAAGGAUCUGAAGUCCGGCAAGCGGCCUGGUGGUGAGGAAGAGGAGCCAAGUCCCAAGAAGCCCCGUACCAGCGAUAAGUACAUUGUCGACGCGAGCACAAUCACGCAGGCCCUGUUGCUGGAGGCGAAGCUCCCAGGCAAGGACACAGCUACGCUGCAGAUUCGCGCAGGUCACACCAUCACCCUCCAGAACAAGACCACUGCCAAGGUGGUGCUCCAGGCCAACACCCUGAUGUGCCAAUUCGGGAAGGGCGGCUUCAAGCUGAUCAAGGGCGAGGACAAUCCUACUGAUAAGCAAUACCCAUUCAUCCUUCGUGACGACAAGACGCUGGUGGUCUUGGGCCAGACAGCGCAGACCCUUGGCAAGGUCAUCGAAGAGCAGCGCCAGACCAAACCAGACUGCCAGAUCUGCUACCACAAGAUUGUGCGCAACGAGGACAACCCGAAGCUCUUCUCCCUGGACCUCUCCCACAAAGUCGCCUUCGAGCCUUCUGUGACGAACCCAGAGGUGUCUGUGAGCAACAUGGGCUGCAAGGAGCCUGCCACGACGUGGUCGAGUGAGAACUUGGGCAUUCUGUGGGUUGUCAGGUGGGGUCAGAAGGGCCUGAUGCCUGUCAAGCCAGCUGUGUACCUCAAGGCAGGUGUGAGUUUGGAGCCCGGCCAGGCUCUACUGUGCACCUCUACUACGGAGCCUCAGUGA